GGCUUUUCCAAGAAUCAACCGUAUUCUUUGCUUCCAAACAACAGCAGAAAACUGCUGUCACAAUCUGGAGGGAAUCUCCCUGCAGCAAUCCGACAGUUUUCAAGAACCAAUUUUUAUACUAACAAACCAUCCAGUUCCAUCCCUUCUUUGACAUCUUCAAAGUUUAUUUUGCUUACAAUAAGAUUGGAAUUCUGAAAUUGGGCAACUCAACUGGGAAAAAAGCUGUCUUUUUUUGAAAAUAAUCUCUUAUUUUUUGUAGCAGUUUUGGUUGGAUUUGAUUUGAAGAUCCUAGAGAGAAAUGGAACCCCCGAUGGGGUUGUGGGCUUCUUUGUGGAGUUUCAUACGUUUCUUGCCUUUCUUCAUUGGCCUUCUAAUUCUGGGAGUUCUCAAAGGUAUUAUGAUGUUCCCGGUGGUGUUUCUUGUUAUCACGUUCGGAAUCUCUGUGAUAAUACUCAGUCUUUUGCCUAUUCACUGCUUUCAUACCUAUUAUUGCGUUUUGAGCACGAAGCAAUUUGGUCCCGGUUUGAAGCUCGUGCUGUGCAUUUGCAUUCCCAUCUUUGUAAUAGCAUGGCCCCCCGUUGGAAUUGCCUGUGCUGUCUUUGGUGGUGCAGCUUACGGCCUGCUUGCACCGAUGUUUGCCACGUUCCAGGCAAUCGAGGAAGGGAAAACGGACAAAUUCUAUCACUGUAUUUACGAUGGAGUUUGUAGCACUCUGAAAGGAAGCUUCACUAUCAUCCGAGACUUCUUAGAUGUUUGCUUCUUUUCUUAUUUCUCAAUUAUGGAUGAGCUACGACGUCAAGGACCUGCAGAGGGGAAAUACUAUGAGAUCAGAUUGAUUUACGUUCCCCAAGCUCUAAUAGCUGGGGUGCUCGGUGCAUUGGUCGAUUUUCCCGUGAUCUCAGUUAUAGCUCUGUGUAAGAGCCCUUACAUGCUUUUCAAGGGCUGGCAUCGUUUGUUUCACGAUUGCAUCGGACGUGAAGGACCAUUCUUGGAGACUAUUUGCGUGCCAUUCGCUGGUCUGGCCAUUCUACUCUGGCCGUUGGCGGUUGUAGGGGCCGUGUUGGGCUCCAUGGUGUCGAGCAUCUUCUUGGGCGCUUAUGCUGCUGUGACCGUCUAUCAGGAGAGGUCUUUCUGGUAUGGAUUGUGUUAUAUUGUUGCUUCAGUUUCUAUUUACGACGAAUACAGCAACGAUAUCCUCGACAUGCCCGAAGGGUCCUGCUUUCCUAGACCGCGUUAUAGAAAGAAAUCGAAGAUGCCUCCGUCGCACACUAAUUCGUCUGCUUCUAUUUCACGGCCGAGUUCUUUCGAAAAGGCGCCCUCACGAACGAGCUCUCUAAUGCCACCUAUGGUCGAGUUGAAGACUCUCGAGUUAGCCGAUGCCUUGUUUGAGGAGUGCCGGCGCCAGGGUGAAGCUAUGGCUUCGGAAGGGAUAAUAACGCUAAAAGAUAUCGAGGAUGACAAGAAUGACAAAUCCGGUGGAGGAGUGCUCAGCGUUGGCUUACCGGCUUAUUGCAUUCUUCAAGCACUUCUACGAUCAGCGAAAGCCGACACAAGUGGCAUAUUGCUAAGUGACAACGAGACUGAAAUAACCUCAUCGAAUAGGCCUUCGGACAAGUUCUUCGAGUGGUUUCUCAAUCCGCUCGUGAUCAUCAAAGACCAGAUCAAAGCCGACAGGCUUUCCGAGGAAGAGGAGCUAUACCUUGGGAAGUUGGUUUUACUGAGCGGAGAUCCGGUAAGGCUGAAGAACUCCAACAUCGGCCCGGUGCCUAAAUCCGAGAUCAGACAAGCCGAACUCGAUGCUAUUGCUCGAAGACUACGAGGAAUCACUAAAUCUAUAACGAGAUACCCGACGUUCAGACGUCGUUUUGAUGCUAGUACAAAGUGCAUUCUCGACGAGCUUGCUAGGAAGAACGAAGGUAGUGGAAAACCAGGCAGCCGGAGUCCAUCGCUGCAGAAAUCGAAGAGUAUGUUUGGGAGGGUGUUUAGUAAGAAAUCAUCGAAAGGUAGAUCGAGUGAUCAUGGCGAUUCGCAGGAGAACCCAAUGGCCUUGGAAAGAGAUGUCGAAAUCGGAUGAUUCUGUUGUUGCUUCUGCUGUUAAAUUUGCCAUUUUUAGGUGUGUAAAUCUACUUACAUUGCAAACCUUCUGUUGCAUAGCUCCAUUAAUAUACUAUAUGCAUAGUUCCAUUGCAAAAGUAAAAA
This is a messenger RNA of Salvia splendens (bonfire salvia), 2199 nucleotides long. RefSeq lists its product as uncharacterized. Bases 299 to 2074 code for a protein of 591 amino acids. The transcript has 10 exons. The record is from RefSeq and is a predicted model, not a curated record. Lineage: Eukaryota; Viridiplantae; Streptophyta; Magnoliopsida; Lamiales; Lamiaceae.